Molecule: messenger RNA, 2569 nt
Organism: Rhagoletis pomonella (apple maggot)
Lineage: Eukaryota; Metazoa; Arthropoda; Insecta; Diptera; Tephritidae
Product: D-2-hydroxyglutarate dehydrogenase, mitochondrial-like
Exons: 7
Coding region: 819-2309 (496 amino acids)
Cellular component (GO): mitochondrion
Molecular function (GO): catalytic activity; FAD binding
Source: RefSeq, a predicted model, not a curated record
AAACUAGCAUUAGUCGGUGUUUUUGUCGAUGUCACAUUAUGAUUUUCGAAAAUUUUACAGAUCAAAAUUUUGCAAAGUAGUUUUGAUUAAAUAACGUCUCAAAGAAAUCAGUAUUGUACAAAAAUGCAAAUUUCACGUAGGGCAUAACUCAAAAACAAAGCUUGGAACGGCUACAUUUGGCGCUUUUGGUAAUGAAGCACCAUCAAAAACCACUGUGCGAGAAAUGAUUUAGAUAGAGGCAUCCUUGCACUUUGGCAAAAAUCAAAUACAAACGAUUUCGUAUUAGCACACAAUUUGACCGCAACUCAAAAAAAAAAAAGACCAAAACAAAUGCUCGAAAAAUUCAAUCGAGGUGCUUCUGAAAACGCUUGCUAGUAUUUUAACAGGUGGCAAAACUUGAAUCUAUGAAUUUGAGUCCGAAACAAAAUAACAAUUCUUUGUCUGAGGGUUUCAAAAUGAGCCAAAUCCAACAAAAUUGGUUCAUGCACGAAGCAGUUCAAAAAAAAUUAUUGCUUUCUUCUUCCGUAAAACUGGGCCAGUUGCUGUUGUUGCUCUUGAGGAUCGAAUAACGGUCAAUGCUGAAUGUUAUACAAAAAUUUGCUUAUCGGAAGCCAUCGACGAAAAAUAAAACAGGAAACGUCGCAUCUUCACCACGACAAUGCCAGCUCGCACACAACAAUGAUUAUACGAAGCAGAAAAAAGUAAUGAUUCAUUGUCCAUAUUCACCUGAUUAACAACCUAAUGACUUUUUCCUAUUCCUGUUUGUUAAGAACAAAAUACGUCAACAUCUGAAAAGGUCGUCGAGGCAUUCAGAAAACAUGUUUCUGAGCUAUCCAUUUCAGAGUGGAAUAAAUGUUUCGACAAUUAAUUUCUUCGAAUGCAAAAAUGUAUGGAUCUUAAAGGCACGACAUAAUGUGAAACGCAAUCCUUUCGCCGAUCUGGAGGACAGGGACAUUGCAUUCUUCGAAUCCACUGUGGGCAGUCGUUACGUGGUACAGGAAGACUUGCAAACUUACAACAUAGACUUUUGGCGUGCUGUGCGAGGCAACAGCAAGUUGGUGCUAAAACCCGGUACCACACAAGAGGUAUCAGCCAUUUUACGCUACUGCAAUGAACGCAAAUUGGCAGUUUGUCCACAAGGUGGCAACACCGGUGUGGUGGGUGGUUCUGUGCCGGUAUUCGAUGAAAUUAUAUUAUCUAUGGCACGGCUGGAUAAGAUUCUAAAAAUCGAUGAGAUCACUGGCAUUGCGGCGUGUGAGGCUGGUUGCAUACUCGAAAAUUUGGACAGAAAGGCGCGUGAAUUAGAUUUUGUAGUGCCAUUGGAUUUGGGCGCCAAAGCGAGUUGUCACAUUGGUGGCAAUGUUUCUACCAAUGCCGGUGGUUUGCGGGUGGUGCGCUAUGGCAAUCUGCAUGGCAGCGUUUUGGGUUUGGAAGUGGUGCUAGCGAAUGGUGAAGUUUUAGAUUUAAUGUCCGACUUCAAAAAGGACAAUACUGGCUAUCAUUUGAAACAUCUCUUUAUUGGCGCCGAGGGCACUUUGGGUGUGAUAACCAAAGUGUCACUUUUGUGUGCGCCACAGCCGCAAGCACAACAUUUGGCGUUUUUGGGUUUGCCUAAUUUUGAUGCAGUGCUCAGAACCUUUAGCAGCGCCAAACGCCACUUGGGUGAGAUUCUAUCCGCAUGUGAAAUGAUUGAUGCACCAACCCUGCAGGCUAACUUUGAUCAUUUUGAAUUGAAUACACCAAUCGGAAGUUUCCCAUUUUACAUGCUACUCGAGACUUCCGGCAGCAAUGGUUCACAUGAUUUGGAGAAAAUAAAUCGUUUUGUUGAAUUUGGCAUGGGAAAGGGUGAAAUUAUUGAUGGCACUAUAGCGAGCGAAGCACGUAAAAUGCAGAAAAUCUGGAAGCUACGAGAAAUAGCGCCAAUAGCUUUAGGAAAAGAUGGCUAUUGCUUUUAUUACGAUCUCUCAUUACCGUUACGCGAAUUCUACAGUAUAGUCGAUGUUUUGAGGGAGCGUGUAGGACCGCUAGCAACACGAGUCACUGGAUUUGGACAUUUGGGCGACUCCAAUUUGCACUUGAACGUAUGCUGCACCGAAUACACCCAGGAACUUUAUCACAAAAUAGAACCUUUCAUCUAUGAAUACACUCACAAGCUAAGGGGCAGCAUAAGUGCUGAACAUGGCAUUGGUUUUCUCAAGAAAAACUACUUGAGAUACAGUAAAGCCUCUGAAGCCAUAGCAAUGAUGAGAGAUGUGAAGAAGUUGUUGGACCCCAACGGUAUAUUAAACCCGUAUAAGGUGUUGAACUAAAUGGCGAUUUUAUAUACAUACACUCGUGGACACAGAAUUAAGUCAUUGGCAUUUUGAUUCCUUGUAUCAUUAUUAAAACGUAUUUUAGAUAAAGAAAAAUGAAACAGAACUUUUCAUUUAUUAAAUUUUGGCUUAAUUUUAAAAAUAACCUACAAAAAAGAGGUAUUUCACUUUAGUAAAAAAUAUUUUAAUUAAAUUUUUGUGAUGCUCGUUCUUACUGCUCGGACGUAUAAUUAAGUCAUCUGAAAAUAAAAUAUCUA